Messenger RNA from Chara braunii, 1854 nucleotides. Lineage: Eukaryota; Viridiplantae; Streptophyta; Charophyceae; Charales; Characeae. The record is from the annotation of a GenBank genome assembly.
GCAACAUUGAGGAGGAUCGCAUAUCUUCUCGCGUGGUACCUACUUGAGGGUGAUUGACUCCAACAUGUCAGACGACCCUAGGUCCGAGACAGUUAUUGGUCCCCCAAGAGGGGAGGGACCGGUCUCAUAUCUUGGAGAUGGUUAUAGUCAUUUGGUCGGGCCAGACUUUGCUAUGCAGGCUUAUCGAAAGCCCCUUUACAGAGACCGUUUCCUCGAGGUAUCCUACAUCUUCUCUGGUGGGAGAGGACGGAUUGAGAUAUUGAUUGGAGCUACAGGCAACAUUAUCCUUGCGAAGGAGCUUUAUCUCAGGAGCAUUGCAGACGAGGAGAUGGUGAGGUGCAUGGCCUAUAUCUGCAAGAUUGAUCCAGCAGCCCCUCUCGACAUCAGCUACGUGGUUCCAGAGUCGAUAGCCACGCGAGUUCUCAAUAACGAGGAGCCAGAUAUGGAUGAAAAAACGUUUCCCUACAAGGUAAAGCGCUGCAUAUCCUUGGAGGAGAAGCAUGCCCCUGGGAAGGCGUAUAUCCUUAUAGUGAAGUUUCUUGACACUGAGAAGGUACCUACUGAAAAGAAUCGAGCCGAUGGGCUGAGCCGCGUAGAAUGGGGAUCAAUAGAUGAUGAAUCUCUUGAGGAGGCACCCUUCGUUGACGAAUUCCUUAUGGAAGACGAUGAUGAAGGAUUACCUCCAGCUCUCAGUUGUUAUACAGCCUCAACCAUAACAACGAGCAGGGAAGACUGCUGGGGAGAAAAGGAAGAGCCUUACAUCCACUACCUCCUAACUCAAGAGGAUGAGGAGGAAGGAUGGUAUGGGAUGGUAGAACAAGCUGUUGUUGCAGCUCAUGAGUUGGCAGAGAGUUCAAGGAUGGCUGAGCGAAGGCUAAAUGAGAUAGAGGAAAAGUCGGAUGACCAGGAGCAAGAUAAGGACGCUGAAGAGAGAUUUAGGAAGGAUGAGUAUGGUGGGGAAUAUAAGAGGAUCGGUAUGGUAAUGAGCGGUAAUCAGUUGGAUGAAUUCUACCAUGAGAAAACGAAGAGAACCUUUAGGUUGCGUAGGGGUCAUAUUUUUGUAGAUGCUAAGGAAGGAGUGCCGCCACUAAGAGUAGUGUGUGGUAACCCCCUCCAGGAUUUCACCAAGGAAGAUCGGAGGAGGGCUAAUGAAAGGGCUCGGGAUUAUCGAUGGGUAGAGGCGCCCGGAAGCAGCCGCAACCCACCGUCACAGCGCAGUUAUCUGGACCCGCACGAGAUAGUCGAUCUCGCCUUCUUUCAAAAUCGGACGGCCUCCGAGAACGAAGAGGUAGAGAUUGAAGCGGAAGAGGAAAGCUCGGAAGAAGAAGAAGAAGCUGAAGAAGAGGCCGAUGAGGAAGAAACUCCCGAAGAGGGGAGUUACAGUGAGCACAGCGAAGGGGAGCAAAGUGAGGAGGAGGAGGAGGAAGAAGAACAAGACGACGAGGAGAAAGAAGAAGAAGACCAGGAGGAGCUAGAAGAGUCGGAGUGGGAAGGAUUUGAGGAGGAAGUGCGUGACGAGGCUCGGGCGCAGGCCCAGGCGCAGAAGAGGGAAGAGACCGCGGUCGGGAAGCGACAGUUGGAAUUCGCCAGCGCAACCAGUCAGCCGCUCACCGACGAUCCGGCCCAGGAUCCAGAGCCACCUAAGCCCGAGGAUGGGGACCCAGCUGCCAAGACUUCAGCCGCACCGGCAAGACGGCGACGAAGCCGAUCCCCCUCCCCCUCCACCACCGGCCGUCCACCAACUCGUCCGCGUACCGAUGCGGGGCAACGGGCUUCGUCCCCGGUCAUUAUCCCGUCGUCCCCUUGACCACCUCUCUUUCCACCAGAUUACCACUCGCGUCACCUUCCCCAACA